CCUCAAAAGGAUAGUGAAAUGGAAAAUGAGACAACACCAUCACACUUUUAUUUCACAUUAUUUAAGGGUUAUGAAAAUGUAAGAAUCAUUUAUUUUCUGUUAGCAGUGGUAGUGUAUCUUCUCAUCAUACUUUUCAAUCUAAGUAUCAUACUGGUUGUAUUCAAGGAAAAGUCUCUUCAUGAACCAAUGUACCUUUUAAUUUCUUGUCUGUUGUUCAAUUCUCUGUAUGGCAGUUCUGCUCUUUUUCCAAGACUCUCUGUUGAUCUUCUAUCUAAGAGUCACUCAAUUUCCCGUCCUGCAUGUUUCACACAGAUAUUUGUUAUCUACACUUAUGCAAUAUCCGAAUUCACAGUAUUAACUGUUAUGGCAUAUGACAGAUAUGUAGCCAUAUGUGAACCACUGCAAUAUCAUAACAUAAUGACACAAAAGAGAACAUUUCUGCUUAUUCUCAGCGCAUUUUCCUGGUCAAUCUUUUGGAUGGUCCUUGUCAUUUAUUUUUCUAUAAGGUUACCUCUGUGUGGCAGUCAAAUACCAAGAGUAUAUUGCUCAAAUUGGUCCAUAGUAAGACUUUCUUGUGUGACAACAGUCAGUAAUAAUAUUUUGGGAUUUUUUGUCACUGUAACUACAAUCUUCCUGCCUGCAGGUUUCAUAUUGUUCACAUACAUUAGGAUUCUCAUUGUCUGUCACAGAGGUACAUCGGAAAUUAGAGGUAAAGCACUACAAACAUGCUUGCCUCACAUUGUAAAUUUUGUAACCUACUCAUUAGCGUCAUUUUCUGAUAUUGCACUUAGUCGUUAUGAACCUGGCAAAAUUCUGAGUGCUAUAGCUUUGAUGAUUUCCCUGGAAUUUAUUGUGAUUCCUCCAUUACUAAAUCCUCUGAUAUAUGGCCUAAAUUUACCAGAUAUACGUAGGAAGAUUCUGAGUCUGGUUGUUUCUUCAAAAAAUGUCCUCAGUUCUUAAUAACAGUUAUUUUAACAAUAUACUCAGAAAGCUUUCCCUAUUAAAUAUAUCAUUUCAAAGUUUUUGUACCAUACAACAGUUACUUUUUGUUAAAGCCAAUACCAGUUUUUCACAAUGACCCUUUUGAUAGCUAUUGGAAAGCCUGCUUAUCUAUCUGCAUAGUUAAGACACAGGAGUAAUUUUGGAAGAUUUAACACUAUUUGAUGGAAUAGUACAAAUGUAUGUGCACAUGACUCUGUGAACUAAAUACAUCUAUAAUGUUAACACUAAUGGCACAAUGUUUUAUACA
Alosa alosa (allis shad) is the source of this 1249-nucleotide messenger RNA. RefSeq names its product putative gustatory receptor clone PTE03. Gene Ontology annotation, cellular component: membrane. The record is from RefSeq and is a predicted model, not a curated record. The transcript has a single exon. Gene Ontology annotation, biological process: G protein-coupled receptor signaling pathway. Bases 19 to 960 code for a protein of 313 amino acids. Gene Ontology annotation, molecular function: olfactory receptor activity; G protein-coupled receptor activity. Lineage: Eukaryota; Metazoa; Chordata; Actinopteri; Clupeiformes; Clupeidae.